UGGCGGUUCAAUAGUAUAGUGAGGGGCGAAGUUCAACCAAACCCUCUUGGCAAAAAAGGACAUUAUAUAUGCAAGAUAUUUUUUCAAUUUAUAUGUACAUAUAAAUUUUGAACCUCCUGCUCUUGCUCCCCUUUCCUGCUCAUCUCUCACCCCAAAGAGAACUGCUGCUAUUGUAUAGAGAGCGUCGCUAAGACAAAAGUCUCAUUCUUGAACUUCCAUGCAUAGUUCACAAGUAUAGUACAGUAUCACCAACUUUUUUGAAAAUGGACACAAUGAGAAAGCUAAUAGUAGAAGUAAUUGACGCGCGGAACCUCCUUCCUAAGGAUGGCCAUGGCACUUCAAGUCCUUACGUAGUUGUCGAUUUCUAUGGACAGAGAAGGAAGACGAAGACGAUCACUCGUGAUCUCAGCCCCGUAUGGAAUGAAAUGUUGGAGUUUAAAGUCGGAAAACCCUCUGAUGUUUUCGGGGACAUGCUCGAGCUAGAUGUUUAUCAUGACAAAUUUAUUGGCCCUACAACCAGGAAUAAUUCACUUGGAAGGGUCAAAUUGAGUGCUACACAGUUUGUCAAGAAAGGUGAAGAAGCAUUGAUCUAUUAUCCUUUGGAGAAGAAAUAUUGGUUUAGUUGGAUAUCCGGUGAAAUCGGUUUGAAAAUUUAUUUCGUUGAACAAGUUCAUGUGACUCUACCUGAAGAAGUCAAAAUGGAGGAGCCUAAGCAAGCACCAGCAUCUGAGUCAUCAGAACCUGCAUCGGAAGGUGAGACGCCAAAUAACACAGAGAAGCCACCUGCAGAAGAAGUUGCCGCGGAGAAUCCUACUAUCAGCCUAGAAGCUGAGCCUGAACAAGAAAAGUUGGAGAAAGAAGCUGGGAGUAGUGUACUAAUGGAUCCACCACCAGAGUUGCCAGUACAGGAGGAUGAAUUUAAUCAGGUGAAAAGAUCUGUAUCUUUAGGAUCUAUACCUGAAGUAAAGGUGAGCAAAAUUACUGGUCCUAGGCCGAUUAGUCGUGCUUCAUCUGUUAGCAGCUUCAUGUCGGAUGCUGCUGCAUUGGACAGAUCACUUCCGAUUGAACGGUCCUCAUUUGAUCUUGUAGAGAAGAUGCAUUACAUCUUUGUUCGAGUGGUAAAAGCUCGAUCACUUCCCACAGUUGGGAGCCCCGUGGUGAAAAUUGCUGUUUCGGGGAGCCAUGUUGUAUCAAAGCCAGCCCGGAAAACAGUGUUGUUUGAGUGGGAACAAACAUUUGCUUUCGGUAGAGACACACCAGUUGAUUCUUCCUCCUCCCUCUUGGAAGUCUCAGUGUGGGAUCCAUUAAGUGCCAAGUCAUUUGAUCCUGCAUCGGAUGUGGCAUCAGGACGUCUGUUUCUAGGUGGCAUUUGCUUUGACGUGAGUGAGAUCCCCCUACGAGACCCACCUGAUAGUCCUUUGGCUACUCAAUGGUAUAGGCUUGAAGGAGGUGGGGCUCAUAGAGGUGAUCUAAUGCUUGCCACUUGGGUUGGGACUCAAGCUGAUGAAUCAUUCCCUGAAGCUUGGAAGAGCGACACUGCUGGUAAUCCUGCUUCUAAAUCUAAGGUAUAUCAAUCUCCUAAAUUGUGGUAUUUGAGGUCAUGUGUGAUAGAGGCACAAGACAUUUCUCAGCUCACACAUAUUUCAAAGGAGUCAUCAUAUCAGAUCAAGGCCCAAUUGGGAUUCCAAGUUCAAAAGACUAAAUCCAUCACCACAACUACUGGAUCUCCAUCUUGGAAUGAAGACUUGGUCUUUGUAGCAGCUGAGCCAUUUACUGAGCACUACUUGCUAUUUCUCCUAAUAGAAAUGGCCAGGCCAUCGAAAGAGGAAACCAUCCUUGCAGUUGCUAGCAUACCGCUCAGCACAAUCGAGCGUCGAGUGGAUGACCGUAAGGUGGCGUCCAGAUGGUUCACAUUUGAAGAUCCUAAUGAAGAGAAGAGAAUUUACCAAGGUAGAGUCCACUUGCGCCUUUGUUUUGACGGUGGAUAUCAUGUGAUGGAUGAAGCAGCCCAUGUUUGUAGUGAUUAUCGUCCAACCGCAAGACAACUAUGGAAAGCACCAAUUGGGACUGUUGAAUUGGGAGUUAUUGGAUGCAAGAACUUGUUGCCCAUGAAAGGAAAGGGGUCUACGGAUGCUUAUGCAGUGGCUAAGUAUGGCAACAAGUGGGUACGCACGCGUACUGUAUCUAAUAGUUUAGAACCUAGGUGGAAUGAGCAGUACACUUGGAGAGUUUAUGAUCCAUCCACUGUGCUGACUAUUGGAGUAUUCGAUGGCUGGGAAGAUGUAUUCGAGUCAGAUGGGUGCAAGGAGACAAUGAGGCCAGAUUUUCGGAUUGGUAAGGUGCGUGUGCGUAUUUCGACAUUGACAACAGGUAAAGUGUACAGGAAUACUUUCCCAUUACUUUUGUUAUCACAAGCUGGUUUGAAGAAAAUGGGGGAGAUUGAAUUAGCAGUGAGAUUUAUACGUGCUACACCAACGCUUGAUUUCUUACAUGUCUAUUCACAACCAUUGCUACCCAUGAUGCAUCAUGUAAAGCCUCUUGGCAUGGUUCAACAAGAUAGUUUAAGGUUUGCAGCCGUCAAAAUAGUAGCGAGCCACUUGACAAGAUCCGAGCCGCCUCUUAGGCGUGAGGUUGUGACUUACAUGCUUGAUGCCGAUUCACAUUCAUUCAGCAUGAGAAAAGUUCGAGCAAAUUGGUUCAGAAUCAUCAAUGUCAUCGCUGGCGUAAUUGACAUUGUCAAAUGGGUAGAUGACACACGUGGCUGGAAGAAUCCGACUGCAACUUUACUUGUGCAUGCACUGUUGAUGAUGCUUGUUUGGUUCCCUGACUUGAUCAUCCCUACAUUCGCCUUCUAUGUGUUUGUGAUCGGUGCAUGGAAUUACAGGUUCAGAUCUCGAGAUACUUUACCUCACUUUGAUCCAAAGAUAUCACUGGCAGAGUCACUUGAUAGAGAUGAGCUUGAUGAAGAGUUUGAUGCAUUGCCUUGUACUAGACCAAACGAAUUGGUACGAACCAGGUAUGAUAAACUGCGCAUGCUUGGUGCACGAGUUCAGACAAUCUUGGGAGAUUUCGCAACACAAGGGGAGCGAGUGCAAGCAUUGGUAACUUGGCGUGACCCUCGAGCCACAGGGAUAUUUAUUGGGUUGUGCUUUGUGGUGGCAUUCAUUUUGUACUUGGUACCAUCUAAAAUGGUAGCUAUGGCAUUUGGUUUCUACUAUCUCCGCCAUCCCAUAUUUAGGGAUAGAAUGCCUUCCCCGGCUUUGAAUUUCUUUAGAAGGCUGCCUUCACUUUCAGACAGAAUGCUCUAGUUCUAUUUAAGAAUUACUUUAGCAUGAUAAGUAUGAAAGGGAAGCCGAGCGAUUGGUGGAAUAUUUACGUACUACUUCUGAUUUGUGUUCCAUAUGCUAUUGGGAACAAUUUUCUUUUCUUGCUUUUUUGUUAUGUAUACGUACACUAUAUAUUUAUCGACAAAAUUAAUUAGAAAGAAGGUAGAGUUCAUGAAA
Capsicum annuum is the source of this 3503-nucleotide messenger RNA. Its product is annotated as protein QUIRKY. NCBI's taxonomy places the organism in Eukaryota, Viridiplantae, Streptophyta, Magnoliopsida, Solanales, Solanaceae. The record is from RefSeq and is a predicted model, not a curated record. The transcript has a single exon. Bases 264 to 3308 code for a protein of 1014 amino acids.